AUGGGAGUUACCCUGUCGCCUCCUGCUACGGUAGACAGUGAGGCUGCUAGUCAAUCAGAGUUCCUAGUUUUGGAGUGUCAAAUAUGUGAAUUAAGUCCAGAUGCACUUCUCAGUCAACAUGGAAGAAGGUUGAAAAAGCGAACGGUUGGUGAUACCUCCAAAUGUUCAAUUGCAAAGGCGCUUUGGACAUUGCACAAGGUGAACAUCAAGAGUUUACUGAAAGCAAUUGUUUAUGAGUAUCUAGUCUAUGAACACGAGGACGAGAAAAAGGGCGAGCAAAAGGACAAGCAAAAGGACAAGCAAAAGGACAAGCAAAUGCACAAGCAAAUGCACAAGCAAAUAGACAAGCAAAUGCACAAGCAGAUAGACAAGCAAAUGGACAAGCAAAAGGACAAGCAAAAGGACAAGCAAAUAGACAAGCAAAUGCACAAGCAAAUGGACAAGCAAAUGCACAAGCAAGAGGACAAGCAAAAGAACAAGCAAAAGGACAAGCAAAUGCACAAGCAGAUAGACAAGCAAAUGGACAAGCAAAAGGACAAGCAAAAGGACAAGCAAAAGGACAAGCAAAAGGACAAGCAAAAGGACAAGCAAAUGCACAAGCUGCAGACGGACCUGCAGGGACUGCUGGACAAGAAAGCGGCGAUUCAGACAUACGAGCGUCGCAUUGAACAGAAUCUCCCGGUCAGGGACGGGGACGGACCUGUGCCAUUGACCAAGUCAGAAAAAGACCACUUGCUUCGGUCUCACUCAACGGUGCCAGUUCAAGUGAAAAACGUCCUUUUAAAUGUGUUCGUCCAAUUUGAAAGGCGCGAGGAUAGAAGCAUGACUUUCAUCUGCGUCUGUAGAAAGCCAUUCCUGACAAGGGAUAGCCUGAGCAAGCAUUACAAGCGGGUCUGCGCCCACUCCAACAUCCCAACCAACGUUCCUGGGCUUCACCUUAUUGACAGCGCUCAAGUUCUCCCAGAGGGUUUGGAGGUCGUCAUUGCCUCAGGUACAUCUGAUGACGAGGUUGAUCAGGGGAACGAAAAAGACGACGAGGUUGAUCAGGGGAACGAAAAAGGCGACGAGGCGCUUAGCAGCAGCAAUGCACUCAUAUUCAACAAUAACGAUAUUUCGGGUACUUCAAUGACAUUUGAUUCAGGAAGAGUGGUUGGUGUAACUAUCCGAGAGUUCAUGCAGAUCUUGGCCAUUGCAAAUUUUCAACAGCAACAAGCACUGCAACAAGCACAGCAACUAGCACAGCAACAAGCACAGCACAUGCAAAUCAUGGCGUUUCAAGAGGAACAGCGCAUGCAAACCAUGGCGUUUCAAGAGGAACAACGCACGCUGAUGGCGGCCAUAGAGCAACGGAUCCUGGGCCCUAUUACCCAGAUGGCAGCAGGUCAAGGGCAGGGACAAGCUGCGCAAGCUGCUUCUGCUUCUGACUGUGAUAGUAUCCUAGGCUAA
Messenger RNA from Gamsiella multidivaricata, 1446 nucleotides. RefSeq lists its product as uncharacterized. The transcript has 4 exons. The coding region runs from base 1 to 1446 and encodes 481 amino acids. Lineage: Eukaryota; Fungi; Mortierellomycota; Mortierellomycetes; Mortierellales; Mortierellaceae. The record is from RefSeq and is a predicted model, not a curated record.